CCCUACAUGUUAUUAUGAUUACAAAAAUAAAUACACUUGUUAUAAGUCAUCCGUAUCAGCAGCUACUAGUUUGAUCAUUUCGGAAUUUAUUAACUUGUAUAACAUUUUUAUAUCAAUGUGGAGUAAGAGUGGAAAUAUUAAUAUAAAUACAAACUAACCAACGUACGUACUUGUUGCACACAUCUACAUUUGUUUGUACAUAAAUAUUUAUGUGUAAUACCACAUUAUACAGAAUAUUUUGUUAAUCAAUAACGCAACAAUAUCAGUAAAAUGAACUUUUAUAAAUUUGAUUAUAACCGCACUGAAUGGGAGAUACCUGAUAUUUAUCAAAAAGCCCAACCAGUUGGGUCCGGUGCAUAUGGGCAGGUGAUUAAAGCUCUUGUUGAUGGUACAGAUAUGAAUGUAGCUAUUAAAAGACUGACGCGUCCUUUUCAAUCGGCUGUGCACGCUAAGCGUACUUAUCGCGAGAUACGUUUAUUGAAGCAUAUGGAUCACGACAAUGUCAUUGGGUUACUCGACGUGUUCCAUCCCCAUGAUAAAGAUGUAACACUCAAAUCAUUUGAACAAGUCUACUUAGUAACACAAUUUUUGGAUGCCGAUUUAAAUAAUAUUAUCAGAACUCAACGACUUUCAGAUGAUCAUGUGCAAUUUUUGGUAUAUCAAAUACUUCGAGGUCUUAAAUAUAUUCACAGUGCAGGCAUAAUCCAUCGCGAUCUGAAGCCGUCCAAUAUUGCAGUUAAUGAGGAUUGUGAAUUACGUAUUUUAGAUUUUGGACUAGCUCGUCCAACAGAAAGUGAAAUGACCGGUUAUGUAGCCACAAGAUGGUAUCGUGCUCCAGAAAUUAUGCUAAAUUGGAUGCAUUAUAACCAAACCGUCGACAUUUGGUCCGUUGGUUGUAUAAUGGCAGAAUUACUUACAGGACGCACUCUUUUUCCAGGAACUGAUCAUAUAAAUCAAUUGAAUCUUAUUAUGGAAAUAUUGGGUACACCACCUGAUGACUUUAUGAAGAAAAUAUCAUCAGAAAGUGCGCGUAAUUACAUAAAAUCGCUACCACCGAUGAAACGACGCAACUUUAAAGAAGUAUUUAAAGGUGCUAAUCCACUUGCUAUUGAUUUGCUGGAGAAAAUGUUGGAACUCGAUUCAGAAAAACGUAUUACAGCAGAGCAAGCACUAGCGCAUCCUUAUAUGGGAAAUUAUUCGGAACCAAGCGACGAACAAACUUCACCCCUAUACGACCAAAGCUUUGAAGACAUGGAUUUGCCAGUUGAAAAAUGGAAAGAGUUAGUCUUCAAUGAGGUGAAAAAUUUUAAACGGCCUGCAUCGUUCACAAAAAUGUUAGAUGAAAUCAAGAAAACAUAGAAGCGAGAAUGUACAUUUUGUAUGUAUGCUCAAAUGGUAUUAAAUGCUAAAAAUACUG
Molecule: messenger RNA, 1417 nt
Organism: Bactrocera dorsalis (oriental fruit fly)
Lineage: Eukaryota; Metazoa; Arthropoda; Insecta; Diptera; Tephritidae
Product: mitogen-activated protein kinase p38a
Exons: 2
Coding region: 271-1359 (362 amino acids)
Biological process (GO): protein phosphorylation; intracellular signal transduction
Cellular component (GO): cytoplasm; nucleus
Molecular function (GO): MAP kinase activity; ATP binding
Source: RefSeq, a predicted model, not a curated record